This is a messenger RNA of Malus domestica (apple), 379 nucleotides long. Lineage: Eukaryota; Viridiplantae; Streptophyta; Magnoliopsida; Rosales; Rosaceae. The record is from RefSeq and is a predicted model, not a curated record.
CAUAUUGUUUUAGGAGAAUAUUUGAUCCUACAGAGAACAAUCGUCUUCUUCUGAGAAAAUCGUUCCGUGCAUGUCCUUCGAGAGGCCCUGUUGUUAUUCCCAACAUCGAUCUCGUCGGUUAUGCCUAUCAAUUCGAGGCUGUUUUGAACUUAUGUCGCGGAGUGGGAUAAGCAUAAAGGGAAAGAAGGCAGUGAUUGUUGGCAGAAGUAACAUUGUUGGAUUACCAGUUUCAUUGCUGCUUUUGAAAGCAGAUGCUACUGUUACCGUAGUCCAUUCCCGCACACCUGAUCCAGAGAGUUUCAUUCGCGAAGCGGACAUUAUUAUUGCUGACACAAGACAAGCAAUGAUGGUAGGCAAUUCAUAGAUUAUAGUUCCUUGG